Gorilla gorilla gorilla (western lowland gorilla) is the source of this 5095-nucleotide messenger RNA. Its product is annotated as taste receptor type 2 member 31. Gene Ontology annotation, molecular function: bitter taste receptor activity; G protein-coupled receptor activity. The transcript has a single exon. Gene Ontology annotation, biological process: G protein-coupled receptor signaling pathway; detection of chemical stimulus involved in sensory perception of bitter taste; sensory perception of taste. The record is from RefSeq and is a predicted model, not a curated record. Lineage: Eukaryota; Metazoa; Chordata; Mammalia; Primates; Hominidae. Gene Ontology annotation, cellular component: membrane. Bases 3421 to 4350 code for a protein of 309 amino acids.
UGCCUGACUAACUUUUUCAUUCAUUGUAGAGGCAGUUUCGCUGUGUUGCACAGGCUGGUCUUGAACUCCUGGGUGCUCCUGCCCCAGCCUUAUAAAAUGUUGGGAUUAUGGGUGUGAGCUACCCUGCCUGGCCAAUAAAGGGUCUUUUUGAAAAUAUUAAGUUGAAUAUGCAAGAAGGAAUACAAAUUAAUGAAAGUGGUAAAUAUGUGCAUAAUUCUAAAUGAAUGUUUACUGUAAAAAAUAAUAUCUUGUUGGGGUAAUUAUAUAAUUGAUAUGACAUAUGCAAAUGGCAAAAAAUAGAAUGGAGGUAAAGGCGACAGGAGUAAGUUUAGUUAAAUUAUUUCUUGAACUUUUCCAUGUCUAUGAGGAGAUUUUGAACAAUGUUAAUGUAAUUCCACUCAUAGGUAUAUAUGCAAAGGAAUUGUAUCAAAUGAUAUAUGAAAGAAUGUUCUAGUAGAAUUAUUCAUAACUGUUCAAAAAAGAAGCUGGCCAAGUACAUAUUAAGGUUGGAUGAAUCAUUACAGUAAUUCCGUGCAAUGGAACAUUAUAGAAAAGUGAAAAAAAUCACAUGUACUUGCAACUAUGUGACUAAAUUUCAGAAGCAUAAUGUUGGGUCCAAGAAGCCACAAACAAGAAGAACAUGUAGGAUUGCACCUACACACAGUUCAAAGCAGGGCAGACUAAGCUACGGAGUUUAGGGUUGCAUACCUAGUUGGUAAAGUAUAAAGAAAAUUGAGGAAAUAAUCAUCAUAAAUUAUGGAUAUUGCUUAUAUCAGGAGAUGGGAAGAAGGGUUUAGGGGCUUGUAAGAUGGCAUGGAGGUGGACCUAGGCUGUUUUCGGUGUUCCUUGUCUUGCCCUGCAUCAUGGUUACUUGAGUGUUUAUGAUACACUGUGGUAUUUCCCAUUUUUGUAUUGGUUCAUUUCUAAGUGCGCAUUAUAACUUUAAUAUACAAAUUUGUAAUUAGGAGAAAUAUCUCAUAGAAAUUAUUAUUACUCGUCUCAUUAUAUACUGAAGGGAAAUAUCAAUUAUUUGUAUACAUUCCUAUACAACUCUAAGAUAGUUGAAAUAGGAACUUUCUUAUUUAGUUGCAACAUGAGGAAAUUUGAGAUGAUGUUAUCUGCCACCCCCAGAUCUUUCCAAAGGAUUUCUUCUAGCCUUAAUUAUCGACCUCCCAGGACAAACCUUUGCCAUUCCUCAUCUAUUUUUUCUUUCGGCUCCUGAAUUCCUGACACAACAAGGUUGUACAUAUUUCCCACACUCUUGGUUUAGCAGAGUUCUUUUAUCAGUUAUGUUUCUCUGCAGGAGAAGACCCUUCAAAACUACAUUAGAUAUUUAUAUCUCACAUGUCGUUUGAUGUUGGUUUUUUUUUGUUUUGUUUUGUUUUGUUUUUUUGACAGAGUCUUGCUGUGUCGCCCAGGCUGGAGUGCAGUGGCAUAAUCUCAGUUCACUGCAACCUCCGCCUCCCGGGUUCAUGCCAUUCUCCUGCCUCAGCCUCCUGAGUAGCUGGGAAUACAGGUGCACACCACCAUGCCCUGCUAAUUUUCGUAUUUUUUAGUAGAGACGGGGUUUCACCAUGUUGGCCAGGAUGGUCUCCAUCUCUUGACCUCAUAAUCUGCCUUCCUCAACCUUGCCCACGCUGGGCCUGGAUUUUAUUUUUCUAAGCUGGGUUUGGUGGAUGGCUGUCGUGAUUUGAGAUGGGCCAAAUUCUGCAUCUUGGAGGACGUUAGAGUUUUGCCAAUUUAGUCUGGAUCAGGUGGCGGCAAUCUCACGUCAUUAGUUUCUCAUUCUUCUUCUGGGAACAGUGUACUAGAUAGGCGAUAUUCUUAUGGUUAAUGGAACGAGGAAGAAUCCCCAGUAUGGAAGCCAUCUCAAAUCUCUAUGCAAACUGUAGUAAUUUUCUGUUUAUCAAAGUAAGUGAAAUGAUUGAACUCCAAGUUCAGGGGCAGGGUAGUCAGUCUUCCUGUGAUAGGAUACUGCAGGAUUAUAUAUCAAAGGGUCUGGUACUCAGGAAUUCUUAUAAAAUUGCUAAAUAUUUUAUAUAAUAAUAUUUAAACAUUAGACUUGAGAGAAACUUUACCAAGUCCUAAGAAUUAGAGAUAUGUUUUUGAUAAAUAAAUAUUAUUCAUGGGCUGAAAACCCUGAGUGGGAAAAUAGGACUAAUUUCAUCUGCACAGCCUCUUGGAAACUCAUGUUUUAUUUUGGAAAUUACAAGAAAAUAAUUUGUUCCAUUCAUAAGUGGUGUGCACAUGUGUAUAUUUGUGUGCAUAUUUAUGAGUUUGUGAAUAAUGAAGUUAUAUGAAAGUGUUAGCAGCAACCAGAUCUUGUGGAGGAUUGGCCUGCCUGUGGUUCUCAAGAAAAUCUGAGAUGCCUUUGAUAAAAGCAGUUAGGAUUCUGUGUAUUUAAAUCUGUGAUUUAAAAAAGUCCGCAUUGGUGAUGAUCUUAGUUAUGACCAAGCUCCCUUUGAGAAUUUAGAUAUUUACUAUAUGAUAUAUAUAUUGAGUUACAAAACUUCCCUAACAACUGAAGUCACUAAAGAUAAAUGAUGGAGAGGUUACACAAGGAAAAACUGCAAACACUGAAAGUGAAUAUGUCCCUAUUUGCAUACUAGCAAAUGAGGAUUCAGGUUUCACGUCAAUUUCAGUGUGAAUAAUUCCAGCCUAUAACAAGAACAGACAGUGAAUGAAUGAGUUAAUUUGAGUUGUUUGAAAAUAAGAAUGUUUUCCAUAAAGAGAUCAUUGAACUCAUCAGUUAACAUGCCAUGGUUAUUUCUGGCUUGACACUGGUCACAACAAUUAAAAGUAAAAAGAAUGUCACAGCACAUUCACAAAUCAGGUGCAUAUAGAAUUUAAGGUCAGGAUAUUCAGCAAUCACACCCAGUUAUAUUAGAUUGAGAGAUGAAGCUAGCUAUACUUUCUGAAUCGAGUGGGGACUUGGAGAACGUUUCUGUAGCUAGCAAGGGGAUUGUAAAAUGCACCAAACGGUGCACUGUAAAACCACAGCAAUCAGCGCUCUGUAGCUAGCAAGAGGAUUGUAAAAUGCACCAAUCGCUCUAAAAUACACCAAGCAACAGGAUCCUAAAAGUAGCCAAUGGCAGGGAGGAUUGAAAAACGGGCACUCUGAUAGGACAAAAAAGGAAAAUGGGAGGGGACAAAUAAGGGAAUAAAAGCUCAUGGCUUCAGCCAGCAGCAGCAACCUGCCUGGGUCGCCUUCCUCUCUGUGGAAGCUUUGUCCUUUCUCUCUUCUCAAUAAACCUUGCUGUUGCUCACUCUUUGGGUCCAUGCCAUCUUUAAGAGCAGCAACACUCACCGUGAAGGUCGGUGGCUCCAUUUCUGAAGUCAGGGAGACCACGAACCCACCUGCAGGAACCAACUCCGGACACAACACCAGCAUUAAAACAAUUUUUUUUUGUCUGUUCAGACAUGACAACUUUUAUACCCAUCAUUUUUUCCAGUCUGGUAAUGGUUAUGUUUGUUACUGGAAAUUUUGCUAAUGGCUUCAUAGCAUUGGUAAAUUCCAUUGAGUCGGUCAAGAGACAAAAGAUCUCUUAUGCUGACCAAAUUCUCACUGCUCUGGCAGUCUCCAGAAUUGGUUUGCUCUGGGUAUUAUUAUUAAAUUGGUAUUCAACUGUGUUGAAUCCAGCUUUUUAUAGUGUAGAAGUAAGAACUACUGCUUAUAAUGUCUGGGCAGUAACCGGCCAUUUCAGCAACUGGCUUGCUACUAGCCUCAGCAUAUUUUAUUUGCUCAAGAUUGCCAAUUUCUCCAACCUUAUUUUUCUUCACUUAAAGAGGAGAGUUAAGAGUGUCAUCCUGGUGAUGCUGUUGGGGCCUUUACUAUUUUUGGCUUGUCAACUUUUUGUGAUAAACAUGAAAGAGAUUGUACAGACAAAAGAAUAUGAAGGAAACAUGACUUGGAAGAUCAAAUUGAGGAGUGCAGUGUACCUUUCAGAUGCGACUGUAACCACGCUAGGAAACUUAGUGCCCUUCACUCUGACCCUACUAUGUUUUUUGCUAUUAAUCUGUUCUCUGUGUAAACAUCUCAAGAAGAUGCAGCUCCAUGGCAAAGGAUCUCAAGAUCCCAGCAUGAAGGUCCACAUAAAAGCUUUGCAAACUGUGACCUCCUUCCUCUUGUUAUGUGCCAUUUACUUUCUGUCCAUAAUGAUAUCAGUUUGGAGUUUGGGGAGUCUGAAAAACAAACCUGUCUUCAUGUUCUGCAAAGCUAUGAGAUUCAGCUAUCCUUCAAUCCACCCAUUCAUCCUGAUUUGGGGAAACAAGAAGCUAAAGCAGACUUUUCUUUCAGUUUUGCAGCAAGUGAGGUACUGGGUGAAAGGAGAGAAGCCUUCAUCUCCAUAGAUUCAUGAGAGGGGCAUUGUGUGUCUUCUAGCAGAAAACAAACUGGUGGUGUAUGAAACAUUUUAUAUUUCUUACUGGUUUUUCUAUACUGUAUGUGUAUGAAUAAUUUCCAAACGUAUACCUAGAAAAGUCUUUGACCUAAUAUUUGUCUAGAAAAAAAUAUAUAUAUGUGUGUGUGUGUUUAUGUGUGUAUGAAAACUUAAGAACAUUGACAAUAACAUGCUCUUUUCUGUUUUUUUCAUACAAACUGCCAAAUUAUACAAAAUAUGACAAAAAUUUCUUAGAAUUUUGAAGCCAUGUAUAUUUCAUUCAUGUAUUUUAUAUUUCACUUGUAGAAUUUAUGAUGUCUAUUUAUAAUUAUUAAGAAGUAACAGCUUAUCCCAGGAUAAAUAUUGCUCUUUUCUAUUGUUAUUUGAACCACAGGAAUACACCACAUUGUGCUUAGAAUUCAUUGCUUGAACCUCGAAUUUAUUGGAUGGUACAGUCAUUCAAUUCUAAAUCAAUAAUGAGGAUGUAUCUUUGGUGUUUUAUUCCAUUAUGAAUUUCUAUUUUAUGUUUAGUAAAAAGUAAUGAGAAUUAUUGUUAGAAAACAAUGCACACAAUAGAAUUUGAGUGAGAAACAUAUGCAGAGUAAAUUUAGUGUAUGUCUACCAUAAGCGGUACUGAGGAAUAUUAGAUUUCAUAUGUGAAUAGCUUAGAAAAAAUCCCUUCUCUAAUAAAGGGAUGAAAUAUCAUGAUCAUGAUC